This is a messenger RNA of Arachis ipaensis, 524 nucleotides long. NCBI's taxonomy places the organism in Eukaryota, Viridiplantae, Streptophyta, Magnoliopsida, Fabales, Fabaceae. The record is from RefSeq and is a predicted model, not a curated record.
UUGACAAAUAUUAGGGAGAAUGCAAUAUGGUAAUGUCUCUUGCUUGUGUUUUGGAUCCUAGGUGCAAGUUACAUGUUAUUAAAUUCUGUUUUCCUUUAAUUUACAAACCUGAGCAUGUGGCUGCUGAAAAUAUUGAAAAAGUGAAGAAUACAUUGCAAGAAAUGUAUGAUGAAUAUGCUGAAGAGUGUCAUGGUGAUACAAUAAUAAGUGGAGUUAACACUAAUGGUCUAGUUGCUUCUUCUAAUUUGGUUAGUUCUGAAAUUAGUGGAAUUGAUGAAAUGUUGAAUAUGGUUCGGAAAAAAGAAGCCAUUCAUCCAACAAAAUCAGAAUUAGAAGUUUAUCUUGAUGAGAGUGCUUACAUUCCUGAAGGCAAUUCUAAGUCUUUUAGUGCUUUGGAGUGGUGGAAAAACAAUAGCCUCAAGUUCAAGAUUUUAUCUAAAAUGGCAGCGGACAUAUUAGCAAUUCAUGUCUCAACAGUGGCUUCAGAGUCUUCAUUUAGUGCUGGAGGAAGAGUUAUUGAUUAA